ACAAGUCACCCAACUCAGCAACACCUCCCUCAAAGCGUUGCAAGCGGCAGCGGGUCUGGGCGAGGCUGGACCCGGGAUCGGUGAGGCGGAGAAAGCGAGACCGGGAGGCAGGCGCUGGUGGGAUUGUCGCGGGUGAACAUAACGAAAUCAGCAGAGGCGGCGGCGGUGGCAGGAGGAGUAGGGGAGGUGGCGGCGGCCGUGGCAGGAAGAGCAGCGAGGAUCGAUGCCAGGCCCGGAAUCUCUUUACAAACUUAGAACAUAAAUGUGCUAAAGCAUACCAGCCAUUACAGACUUAACUUCUGCAAAUAUUCUGGUCUUCUCUGUGCCAUGUUGUACGAUUGGUGUUCCAUGAGGAAUUUGUCUUCAUGAAGAUUCCUAAUAUUGGUAAUGUGAUGAAUAAAUUUGAGAUCCUUGGAGUUGUCGGUGAAGGAGCCUAUGGUGUUGUACUUAAGUGUAGACACAAGGAGACACAUGAAAUUGUGGCCAUUAAAAAAUUUAAAGACAGUGAAGAAAAUGAAGAGGUCAAAGAGACAACUCUACGAGAACUUAAAAUGCUUCGUACUUUGAAACAGGAAAAUAUUGUGGAACUAAAAGAAGCUUUUAGAAGAAGAGGAAAACUCUAUUUAGUGUUUGAGUAUGUAGAGAAAAAUAUGCUUGAGUUGCUAGAAGAAAUGCCAAAUGGGGUUCCACCUGAAAAAGUAAAAAGUUAUAUCUACCAGUUAAUUAAAGCAAUUCAUUGGUGUCAUAAAAAUGAUAUUGUUCAUCGAGAUAUUAAGCCAGAAAAUCUCCUAAUAAGCCACAAUGAUAUUUUGAAAUUGUGUGAUUUUGGUUUUGCACGGAAUUUGUCAGAAGGCAGUAAUGCGAAUUAUACAGAAUAUGUUGCCACCAGAUGGUAUCGUUCUCCUGAACUCUUGCUAGGUGCCCCCUAUGGCAAGUCUGUAGAUAUGUGGUCAGUAGGCUGUAUUCUUGGGGAACUUAGUGAUGGACAGCCACUGUUUCCUGGUGAAAGUGAAAUUGAUCAACUUUUUACAAUUCAGAAGGUAUUGGGACCACUUCCUGCAGAACAAAUGAAGCUUUUCUACAGCAAUCCCCGUUUCCAUGGCCUGCGGUUCCCUGCAGUCAACCAUCCACAAUCUUUGGAAAGGAGAUACUUGGGAAUUUUAAGUAGUGUUUUACUUGAUCUUAUGAAGAAUUUGCUGAAACUGGAUCCAGCUGACCGAUACUUAACAGAGCAAUGUCUGAACCACCCAUCAUUUCAAACUCAGAGGCUGUUAGAUCGUUCACCUUCACGUUCAACUAAAAGAAAGCCUUACCAUGGAGAUAGCAACACUUUAUCCAGCAGAAAUCAAGCUAGCAAAGGUACUGCUGUGCAGUCUCAUCACAGAUCAAAUAGCAAAGAAUUACAGAAUGUGGGACUACAAAGAGAAGAUGCACUUUCAACAAAUGAAAGCUUUUUAAAUGGAAAUCUUUCUGUAAGUUCUCACAGUCCAAUGCUGUCAAAAAAGCCAAACAAUCCUCCUUCAUCUGGAAGUAAGGAUCUAGCUAAUAACAACUUACCACAUCUUCUCAGUCCAAAAGAAGCAAAGACAAAAACUGAAUUUGAUUUUAAUUCAGAACCCAAAGCUUCAGACGGUCCAGGUACUAAAUAUCUGAAGUCAAAUUCCAGAUCACAGCAUAAUCGUCAUUCGUUUAUGGAAAGUUCACAGAACAAAACUGGCACACUACAACCAGGUGAAAGACAUAGCCGUCACAGUUAUAUUGAUACUAUUCCACAAUCUUCAAAGAGCCCAUCAUAUCGCACCAAAUCAAAAAGUCAUGGAGCCCUGACCGAUUCCAAAUCUGUGGGUAAUUUGUCUGAAGCUAGAGUUCAAGUUCCUGAACCAAACAGCAGUAGAUAUUUUCCAUCCAGCUGCUUAGACUUAAACUCUCCUACUACACCAACACCUCCUCGUCAUGCUGACAAUAGAACUUUGCUCAGUCCUUCUGGGAGAAAUAACAGAAAUGAUGGUACGCUGGAACCACAAAGACCAUCUACAAGACAUUCUAAAACCAUGGAGGAGUUAAAAUUGCCAGAUCACAUGGAUGGAAGCCACUUACAUUCUGCAUCUGCUCCUCAUGAAUCUUUUUCUUAUGGUUUAGGUUACACGAGUCCUUUUUCUUCACAGCAGCGCCCUCAUAGACAUUCUAUGUAUGUGAGCCGGGACAGAGUGAGGACAAAGGGCUCAGAGGGUGGCUUAAGCGUAGGGCAAGGGAUGGCAGCCAGAGCAAACAGCCUGCAACUGUUAUCUCCACAGGUGCAGCAUAAAUCUCUCACAAGAUCUGUUGGCUCUUCACGUGAAGACUGUACAGAAGAUUCCAAUAGGGGCGGAACGUAUCAUGAUCAACACCCAGAUGAUGGAGCAUCCACAAAAGAAAAUAGACUUCUAUAUAAUGAUUCUGUACCUAGAAGAGUUGGUAGCUUUUACAGAGUCCCAUCUCCACGUCCAGAAGGAACAUUUCUAGACAGUAGUGCCUCAAACAGAAUACCUGCAUUGCCUGCAGAAAGCAGUGGUGUAACAAGCCAUUCAAAGAGACAAACUGCUUUUGAUCCCUGGAAAAGUCCUGAAAAUGCUCAUUCCGAACAACUAAAGGAAAAAGAAAAACAGAGUUUUUUCAGGGCAAUAAAAAAGAAAAAGAAGAAAUCUCAGUCAACAGAAUCUACCAAGAUGGAGAAUCCAAGCAUCAAGAAAUCUCUCUUUCCUCUUUUUAUUUCAAAGAAUCAUUUAAAGCAUAGCUCUUCUUUGAAAAAGAAUCCUGUAGUCACUCUACCUAUGAUGCCUGGAAGUGACAGUCAGGAUCUUUUGGCAAUACAGAAAGCUAUUCACUCAUCUAAUCACCCAGCCAGCAGGCAGAAGGAUUGGCAUUCUGAAAAGAUGACAGAAAUCCAAGGACAUAGUCAGCCUCUAAAAUCCUUACGCAAGCUGUUGCAUCUUUCUUCCUCCUCCUCAAACCAUUCAAUUCCUUCUGAACCCCGGUUCCAGCCCUUGCCAAAUCAGCCAGCUAAAACUUCUUUUUCUGAAGUUCGAAUUCAUCCUAUGAAUCAAGCUUCCACUACCAGCAGCAGCAACAUACGCCAAGAAUCCCAAACAAAAGGCAGAGCAGCCCUCCAGAUCCCAGGCCAGCUGGAUCCAAGCUGGCAUGUUUCCCCAGGGAACAGAAGUGCCAGUGAGACGUCGUCAUACUCUGAUCAGAUGGCUUCUAAAAGUGGGCAAAACGGGCAUACAUAUAACCGAACAAACCGAUCACGAAUGCCAAAUCUGAAUGAUUUAAAGGAGACAGCUUUGUAAUAAUAUCCAAGAAAGUGAUAUUGCAGGGAAUUACCGAGGGAUAUGGUGAUGCUGGCGAUUGGAGUAGUGAUUGCAUUUGCAGCUUUCCAAAAGAGUGUGCAAUAUGGAAUAUGUGUAGCUACUACCACAUCAGUAGGGAUCACAUGGUGAAAUGAACUUUAUUAAUUGCCAUUCACACAAUAUAGUAACAAAAGAAUUUGCAAUUCAGGGAGAACGAACUAUUUGCCCUUUUCUCUCAGCUUACAUUCCAGCUUAGUAUGCACAUUUGUCUGAAAGCUGUUUGGGCACAUUAGGGAGUUAAAAAAAAAUCUUUAGAUGUAUGCCCUUUUUAAAAAUGUUGCUGCCUAAAUUUAAAAAAAUACUUAUGUGGGGUUUAUGUGAUAUAUUUGUAUCCUUAGUAUGGUUUAAAGUUUAGUUUAUUUCUUUUUAAAACUUCCAUAUUUGAUAGGAUUUGUAAUAUUAUUUAUUAUCUAAUACCGUAUUGUUAUAUCACAUUUUAUGUUAUAACAUUAUUUGGAGCUGUUUGAAACAUUGUGAUGCAGUGAAAACAGCCACAGUAGUUUCUAUAAAAAUUAACAUAUAUUACAUCAGGAAUAUUUUAUUAUAAAUAUAUAUAUAUGUGUGUGUGUGCGCACUUGUGUGCACAUAUGUGUGUGUGACUAUAUAUAUAUAUAUAUUUAUAUAAUAAAUAAUAAUUGUCUUUUUUAAAAUAUAUUCACUUAAAGUAUUGUUAUGACACUAUCUGCCAUAUUUUUAUACAUUUGUGAUAUUAAGUGCAGUAUUAUACUUACAAUAAAUGGGAACUGAAUAUGUAUUGAAGUGUGACUGUAACAAUAUGAUUUUUACUCCCAUCCUAGAUGCAGUGUAUGGGUUAUAUCCACUGCUGAUCUUCUGCUGAUGAGAGGUUCAUGAUCCAAUAGAAUUUUGCAGCAAGGAAUCAAGUGUGCUAAGUUUCUUCUCCUUGUUGACCUGCAUUCUCACCCUUCCUCCCUUUUCUGCUGAUAAAAGCUUUUAAGAAGUGAAAGAGCCUUCUGUCAGUCGAACAACAACACUGAAUACAUCCCAUUAAAAUACCACAAGUAAAACAGUGAUUCUUAAGAUUUUGCUGUAGACAUUUUGAUGGGGGUAAUAGUUUAAAUAUAUCAAACUACGAAAGCAUAGUGUUGCUUCCCCUAAAUGUAUAUUUAGCUUUCCCAUUGGUAUCAAUGUGAAAUAAGCAUUCGCAUUAUGGAGGCAGACAUCUGAUACGCUUUCAGUCUUCCACCCAGGAAGACUGACUCAUAGCAAGAAGACAACGCAGAUGUUCUUCCAUUUAAUACAUGGGGUGAAGACCAAAGAGCCACAGCAAGAGAUGCCGGUGGCAAACCAAAGUUGGCAAGACACAGCACUGUAAAUCAUGGUGUAAGGUUUUAACUAUAUAUUCUCUGCACUUUGUUAGAAGUAGUACUAACCAGAAAGUAAAAUACAAUAUUGAAGUGUAAGAGAGACUGUUGCACUUCCAUUUUGCUUCUAAGAUUUUAUAAAAAGAUAACAUUGAUAUUUAAGGAGAGAAAUUAUUUCUGAUGAUAUUUAACACAAACACCCCAUAUCACUUAUAAGGAUAGUUCUGUGAACAUGUAAGUUUCACUCACCCAGUAUGUGUGAUAUUUUCUAAUUUCUUAUAAAAUCUUAAAUGCAGUUUUAAAAUAGACUUCUAAAUCUAGCUAAUAUUUAUUUGCUUAUAAGAAAUACUCAGGAAAUUAUUGGAAAUUAUUUUUCAUUCAGUAUGGAGUUGGUAUCAGUGAAAAAAGAAUGAGGACAAUAGUGUCAGAACAAUACAUUUUAACUCCUCAAAUAUAUACAAGAUAUAACAGCAUUAUUGAAUCAACUCCAUAAAAAAAAUUAAUCUGGACAGUAAAUUGUUGGUAAUACUUAUUAAUAAUAGAUAACACAGAUGAAUGGAAAAGAUGUAAUCUGGUAAAUUUAUGUAAUUUUUUUAAAAAAUGGUUAUAUUUCAAAGUUUUGAACACAUUAUUUGUUCAGUUACAGAAACCAAAAUUUUCAGUUGUGAUUGUUGGUGUCUAGUUUGCAGCAUAGAAAAUAGGCAUUAUAAUAAUAUAUAAAAUUCAUGGGUAAUAACUGUGGAAAGCACAGUGGAGAGUAUGACAGGGUGGUUCAGGCAGUCAAUUAUGUUUGUUUAAUUCAUAGAGUGUCUUUUGUGAUUUGCUAGAUAGUCUCCUCCUGUGUAUGUUCCCAGUAUUUCUGGCUGCAUAGCUACAUUUUCCAGGAAAAGAAUUCCGGACUCAAAUAGUGCUGUUUGAAUGUGGCAAAUAGUUUUUCAGUUGGCUUGUACGUAAUUUACAGAGUAAUACUUCUUACUUUGCUAGUAAUUUGCACAAUUUAUAAGCUGCUUAUAGCUCUUUUGAUUCAUAGACGCUCUGACAGAAAACAUUUAGUAACAAAUUAGAUAUGUUAGAGAAUUGCUAUUUGUACUACUAAAUGUUUCAGGUAAGGGUGCCCUUUUUAAGCUUAAACUUGAAAAUGUGUGAAUUUUAUUUUUUGGGUGUUCCAUAAAGAAAAUAAUUCCUUUUAGUCAAUGGAAAACUGUAUGCAUUCAGAUCUGUUAAUAGAGAGAACAUUUCAGAGGUCUUGCACUAUAUUUAGUUUAUGUAUCCAAACUUUGUAAUAUAUGUUAAACUUGUAAAUAUACAAAGAUACCCCCCAAAACUCCUUAUUGGCUAAUGGAGAUUCCCUAACAUUAUAAGAAGAACAAAGCCUAUUAUGCAUUCAGCUAUGAUUAAGUGUGAGCUUUUCUCUUCACUGAGAUUACGUAAGUACAUUGCUGUUCUCUGUACUUUUAUAAGGAUAGUGCAGCUAGCUUAGAUAUGUUAUUUGUGUUCUGAUAGUAUUGAAGGAGCAAAAGAAUCUAUUAUGGUUGUGUAUAUCAAUAACUGCACACUCUUCCCUGGAAGGUUUGUUGUAUAUUUUCCUUUUCCUAGAAAAACAAAAAAAAUAAUGUUUGCACAUAAUUUGAGAGCAGACUUUGAAAAUUUGAAAAAGCUUUACUUAAUAAUUUUGCAAGAGUACCCUUUUUCCAGUGAAAUGUAUUGAAGCAUGGCUGAACAGAUUUUUGAAAGUAGAAUUCUGCUUUCUGAAUCUUGUAUACACUAUUGAGAAGUGUUGCAUAAUAUUUAAUAUAUUUUCUAAUAUAAACAAUAUUUUUCAGAAGAUUAUUUUCCAUUCCUUAAGCUCAUUUUCAUUACAUUUUGAGCAAUUAAUAAGUUGGUAAAGGAAUUAUUUUGUGGGAUGGGCAUUGUUGCCAUUCCCUUAAAAACAUUUAGUAGCCUUAACCUGGGUUGAGUUUUACAACCUCAGUCCAGGAGGGUGGAUGGUUUAACAUAUUUUAUAUUUAAUUUUAUAUAUCACAAGGCUUCCCAUUUCUAUGUUUCUAAAUUCUCAGAAAAUACUGAGCUCAGCUUUCCCUCCAUUUCCAUAGAAAUUUUGGAAGACCAAGGUAAGUUAUAUCCUCACAGAUAGACAAAAAAUAUUUUAAUACUUCAUAUGAUUUUUUUUUUGCCAUUUUUAUUUACCUCCCCACCCUAAAAAGUAGUGUUGAUAAUCCAUACUGGUAACUGUUUCCCCAUUGCCUUAAAAAACAUUACGUUUUUAUUUUUAUGCUGCAUGUUUCAACUACAAUUGAAACUUCAAUGGAAUUUUGUUUCAAAAAUACCUUAAAAUCAAGAUAGGAGGAAAAAUGUAAAAUAAAAUUGCUCUUAUUUAUAAGCCAAUUUAAAUCUGCAAAUGGAAUUGACUGACAAAAGUGUGCUUAUUUGAAAGUGUUUAUUUGAAAGUCAUUUAGUAUAUACAAUAUGAGUGGUUCUGUGAGAAAAAGAUGACGACAUUAUGACUUCUGCCUAAACAUUCUUGAUUGAGAAUGUGAAAAUGAGGUUUUUUGUUUGUUUUUUGUUUGCUGUAAAUAAUGUUGAUUGUGUUUGGUCUUAAGAAACUGUUUUCAGGCAAUGAAUUUCCUCAAGAGUGUACUGAAGUUCUUUGUGCCAAAUUUAUACAUUAUAUAUCACUGAGGAAGCCUUCAUUGAAGAAGGCUUAGGAAAAUGGGAUACAGUAAUCUUCAAAAAAAAUAUUUCCCGUAUUUUCACAGUCUUUAACAGAUAAAUUAAACUGUGAUAUUAUUCUCUAUUCUAGAAGAAAGUGUCUCUAUUUUAAAAAAAAAUCUUCCUCAUCUACUUGUCAUAAAGCUGGCUUGUACAUGAGAAUUUGUAGCAAAUUGCAACAAAAGCCAUUCUUUUAUCCUCUGAUAACUGAUAUUCAAUAAUUUUAAUAAAAAUAGUUGUCUCUAAGACAAAUGAACUUGAUAAUGGCUCUUUAUUUCCCAGUGCAUUUUCUUAAUUCCACUGUUAUGACCCUCAUAUAAGAGGCUAUCUUGGCAUUCAUACAAACUUUUAAAAUACUGUGUUGCAGAGUUUCUAAAAUUCCAUAACCUCAAUUAUAUUGGAGAAUGAAAGGCUGGGGAUAGGAAGUCUGAUACUAGUUCAAAGUAGUUAACAUAAACAGUAUUGGAAUCCUGUUUUGUUUCUUUUUAAAUCAAUAAAAAAGGUUGAAACUACUCACUUCAAAAUAGUCUUGUGAAAGACUGACAAAAUAUUUCAUAAAAUACACGUAAAAUUAGCAUUUUUACUACUACUUCUGAUAAAUGUUAAUCAAGUUUAUAUAGCCAGACAUUUUUGUUAGAUGAUUGUUGCCAAAUGUAUAACUGAAUGGUUUUAAACACUUGCUUUUGCUAGGAUGCUGUUAGCAAAUAGACCUUCAACUUCCUUUCUUGAUCAGUGUGAGUGUCCAUUCAUAGACAUUAGCACUUUGAUGCUUGCUUUAUUCUCUUUGUAAUCUAAGGUUCCAGUUAAACUAGGUGCUUGCUACAGGUUCUGAACAGUGCUUCCAAUUCACUUUAAACCAGCUCAGCAUGUUUUCACAUCAUUUAGAUAUUCUUUCAUUUUACAUUUAUUUCAGUUGUUAUGUUACUUGCUCUUUCUCCAUUGAAAAUAAAUAGGUAUCUAGUGUCCCAUUCUGAAUCAAUCAUUGUUAGGUCUGAGCAGAGCUCCUUGUUUACGUUUCCAGCUUUCCUUAAAAAGUAAAUCUUUCUAAUAAGUUAGUUUUGUAUAAAAAAUUAUUUGCAGAAUGUAAUGCACAGAUGGGCAAGGUUACCCAUCCUUUUCUGAAAUUCAAAAUACAGGAAACAACAUUUGUACAAAUACAAUGCCUGGUAAAUUAGUACUAAUUCUAAAAGCACAGAUAGCAUUAUUUCAGCUUUCUACAAUUAGGCACUUUCUAAAUGUGUUAGAUUGCAGCUGAUGUGAUUCCCAACCACUAUGCCCAUUCUGACUGGAAAUAAUGGAAAUGCAUUCCAUUAUAUCUGUAGAACGCCAGAUUGAGAAAAGGUGCAUUACAUUAAUGUGUUUUAGCAGAGAAGGCUUUAUAAUAUUUAAUUGCAUUACAUACUGGUUCUCAGGUGAUUGGAAGUCUCUCAUUUUUGCUACCUCGGUGUUGUUUUACAUUUAAUUAUGGUGAUAGUUGUGAAGAAUUCACUUAGUACAGUUUGAUGACGCAGAUUAAAUUCUUUUUGAGAAUAUUAAAAUGCCAAAUAAUUAUCCUCAAGGAAAAAAAACUGGCUCACUAUUAAUGUAUUUGGAAAUACAAGACUGCUUAGAUUUUCAUGUCAAAAUAUUUGAUAAGAUGUAUUGAAUAAAAUUUGGGGUAUAAUUAUUUUUGAACACUUUUAUAGCUUUAUGAUAGCAUCCAGUUAUGAAAGUAGCUUUCCAGUUUUAUUAUGAAUAAAUUACGUAUACAUUACUUCUUUUUUAGAGAAUCUGAGAUGCACAAAUGAAAAAUCAGUCCUGCUUUCUUUUAGUAGAAAUAUUAUGUAAAUCACUGCAUUAAAACUAACUUUGCAGAUACGUUGAAUAUUUGGGGGAAAGUUCAUACCAUGUUAAUAAGCCAUCUGUAAAUCUUUAUGGAACACGCCAUAUCAUAUUGUAGUUGCAUCAUAAUGGAUUGUUUUCAGGCAUGCGUUCCAUUUUUAUUCCUGUAUAAUUUUUAUUAUUUAUGUAAUAAUAAAGGGGGGAUAAAUUAUUCUGUGUUUAACCUUUACUUAUCAGCAUGGGGAUUAUUCAUUUUUACUGAGCACAAUGUAUUUUUGAAUGGGCCUGCCAGAAUAUGUCUUUAAUAAAAAUGCAGGUUUGCACUAGAAAA
This is a messenger RNA of Candoia aspera, 9569 nucleotides long. It is a transcript of the gene CDKL5, whose product is annotated as cyclin dependent kinase like 5. The record is from RefSeq and is a predicted model, not a curated record. Gene Ontology annotation, molecular function: ATP binding; protein kinase activity. The transcript has 18 exons. Gene Ontology annotation, cellular component: dendrite cytoplasm; nucleus. The coding region runs from base 366 to 3326 and encodes 986 amino acids. Lineage: Eukaryota; Metazoa; Chordata; Lepidosauria; Squamata; Candoiidae. Gene Ontology annotation, biological process: protein phosphorylation; positive regulation of axon extension; regulation of dendrite development.